AUGAAGGCCCUAAGCUUCGUCACGGGCAUUUUUCUGGCGAUAUCUGCCGUCGCGGAAGGAGACCCGCCGCCUCCGCAGUUCCCGUAUGUUCUCGGAGUAGUGUCGGACACCCCUUCUCAAUGUGCCCCUGGACAAAGCAUGAACAUCACAUUCCUCCCAGAUAGCCUCAGACUGGGCCUUCCUGGUAUGCGAUUUGGCACAGAAGGACAUGGUAGAACGGACGAAUAUGCUGGUUGUCAGUUCACUGUAGAAUUCACCUCCUGGUGGUACAAGUACCGCUUCGCGAUCCGAGAUGUGACUUAUAGAGGACACCUCAAUGCAACGGAUGGCGUCCAGCUAUACCAGUUGAAAGCCAACACGGUUUUCAGAUAUGAGAAUCGGAAGCUAAACCCGGGAAGAGCACCUCCUGAUAUUUGGAAUGUAUCUAUGUCUACCAUGAUCGAUAACACCGCCAAGGCAGCUGUUGGAGGUGAAGGAACCUUCGAUGACAACUUCGAAGUAAGCGGCGGUAACAGUUCCAACUUAGAGUGGUCAACGUGUAUGGAUGGUGGCGAGGGCUCGGGCGACGUCAAGACAAAGCUCUCGUUUAACAUCGGCGCGACUACAAGCGACAAGAGCGGCAAAGGCACUGGUAUUCUAACCCAUGGUUUGACGUUGGACUUCGGACUCGUCUGGGAAGAAUGCUAUCCCGACCGAUCAGCUAAGAACGCAUGGGGCCAGACACGGAUCGAUGACUGGUCGGUCUGCACGUACAACACGAAUAACGAGACUUCGCGGACAGUCUCGCGAGCGUUACGACAGGGACCAGGUGUGUCAUUCUAA
Messenger RNA from Daldinia childiae, 822 nucleotides. RefSeq lists its product as uncharacterized. The transcript has 2 exons. The record is from RefSeq and is a predicted model, not a curated record. Bases 1 to 822 code for a protein of 273 amino acids. NCBI's taxonomy places the organism in Eukaryota, Fungi, Ascomycota, Sordariomycetes, Xylariales, Hypoxylaceae.